Messenger RNA from Mucor mucedo, 1099 nucleotides. RefSeq lists its product as uncharacterized. The transcript is spliced from 6 exons. Gene Ontology annotation, biological process: fatty acid elongation. Gene Ontology annotation, molecular function: ketoreductase activity. The coding region runs from base 15 to 989 and encodes 324 amino acids. The record is from RefSeq and is a predicted model, not a curated record. NCBI's taxonomy places the organism in Eukaryota, Fungi, Mucoromycota, Mucoromycetes, Mucorales, Mucoraceae. Gene Ontology annotation, cellular component: endoplasmic reticulum.
ACUUAUUUUAAAAAAUGGUUGAGUGCACUUCAGUUACCGUCUUUGCUGCUAUCGGUGCAGCUUUCAUUGGUUUCAAGCUCUUAACACUUUUAAAGACUCUUUUCGACACCUUUGUUGCUAGUGGUGUUUCUCUCAAGAAGUUUGGUGCAGGUGAAGGUGCAUGGGCAGUUGUUACGGGUGCCACUGAUGGUAUUGGCAAAGAAUUUGCUUUGCAACUUGCCAAAAAGAAGUUCAACGUUUUAUUAAUUUCUCGCACUGCUUCUAAGUUGGAAGCUGCCGCCAAGGAUAUCUCUGAACAAUUCGGUGUUGAAACUAAGACUUUCGCUAUGGAUUUUACUAAGGGCGAUGCCGAGGAUUUUAAAAAGGUUGGAGAGAUUAUUGAUUCUAUCAAGGUUGGUGUUUUGGUAAACAAUGUUGGUGUCAAUCACGAUAUCCCCACACCUUUUGUAGAAGAAGAUGACACUAUCAUCAACAACAUCAUUGAAGUCAAUAUUAAAGGUCUUAUGAAGAUGACCAAGCUCGUCCUUCCCCAAAUGAAAGCAAACCACAAGGGUCUUAUUUUCAAUAUGGGUUCUUUCGCUGGUUUAGUUCCCACCCCUUAUUUAUCUGUUUACUCUGCCGGUAAGGCAUUUUUGUCUACCUGGUCUCAAGCUUUAGGCACUGAGGUUGCCAAAGAUGGAAUUGUUGUUGAACAUGUUAACACCUACUUUGUCGUCUCUGCUAUGAGUAAGAUUCGUAAGCCCUCUCUCUUAAUCCCUACCGCUAAGAACUAUGUCGCCAGUGUCUUAUCCAAAGUCGGUGUCCCAUGUGGUGCUAAUGUUCCUUUUACUUCAACUCCUUAUCCCAUGCAUGGUGUUGUCAACUGGGCAAUUAACAACCUGCUCACUAACCAAUUCUGGGUUACUCAAAAUGACAAUAUCCAAAAGGAUAUUCGUAAGAGAGCUUUGCGUAAGCGUGAGCGUGAAGCUGCUGCUCGUAAGGCCGAAUAAAGGAUUAAAGAUCAAACUGUAAAAAAAUAUAGUGCAAAAAGGUUUAUUUGAUAUUGGUUAAAAUAUUUUAGUGCUCAUCUGCUAGCCAACGUUUUAGGGUUUGAUGUUGU